CAUAAAUAAUAAAAUUUCGAUCAGGGUCGGAGUUUAUUCGCGUAACUUUCCCACUUUCGCUUCCUCUUCGUAUGUGGCAGGUCUUUUUUGUAAGGAACUCGUCGUAAGAUGAUGUCAAACUGAACUGACAAGGUAAAAAAAGCGACUGAAUGCCAAUGGCCUCGAGCGAAGAGAAAAUACCUCUGGUUCAGGGAUCAAGUGACAAGCUAGAAAAUGGCCAAAGCAAUCAAACUACGACAUCAAACGCUUCGACUCACAUCGGUCAAGGAGAUAACAAUUUACACAGUGGCGGCGGACAAGACGAAGAAUUUUCAUACGACUACACAAGUGAAAGCGCCAGCCCAGCUGCACCUACAACAGAGAAACGGCAACAUCUGGAGGAUGCCACAACUAACAUGCAGACUUUGAUGCAUCUUUGGAGGGGAAACGUUGGAACGGGUAUUCUGGGAUUACCUGAGGCAAUGAUGCAUGCUGGGAUUGUGAUGGGUCCAUUGGCAUUGUUGGUAGUUGCAGGGAUUACAAUCCAUUGUAUGCAUCUAUUGGUCAAAUGUAGUAAUAUUUUGUCUCUAAGAACUGGAGUAAUUUCGUUAGGUUACGGAGAAGUUGCGGAGGAAAGCAUCAGACGUCAUUUUCCAAAGAAAGCUCAUCUUGGCAGACACCUUGUAAACUUUUUCCUAUGUAUGUCACAGCUGGGUUUCUGCAGUGUGUAUUUUGUGUUUAUUGCUAAUAAUCUUCAACAGGUCUCCAACGCUCUUGACGUCCAAUCGUGGAUGGCAAUUAUGCUUAUCCCUGUAAUCCUCUUGUCCUUCAUCCGGGAUCUUCGUACCCUGGCUCCGCUCUCGAUGAUCGCUAACAUCUGCUGUGGCAUUUCUUUAGUAAUCAUAUUCCAGUACCUCAUCAGAAAUAUCCAGCAUACGGAGAAACUUCCAGGUUUUGCAGGAUGGUCGAACUUUCCUGUGUUCUUUGGAAUCGCUUUGUAUGCCUUUGAGGGAAUCGGCGUGGUUCUGCCGAUUGAAAACAAGAUGGCAACCCCUCAGGAUUAUCGUUUGGUUCUCAACUUUGGUAUGGGAGUCGUCACAUUGCUGUUCUCGCUACUGGGAAUUCUGGGAUACCUCUUUUGUCAAGACGAAUGUAGAGGCAGCAUAACACUGAAUCUUCCGAAUGAAGGAAUAUACACAGGAGUAAAGUUACUGUUUUCCACCUGUAUAUUUCUGACGUAUUUUAUUCAGUUCUACGUACCGAUGUUGAUUAUCCAGCCCCCGAUCCUGAGACAUGUACCUGAGGAGUAUCAAACAUGGGCUGACUACGGAAUGAGAGCAGCAACAGUUAUUUUAACAUGCAUCAUGGCAGUCAGCGUACCUCAACUGGAUAAUUUCAUCGCAUUGGUCGGCUCCGUUGGUUGCACAGCUCUGGCCAUUAUCUUCCCAAUAUUUAUUCAUGUCUUGACUUUAGCUUCAGAGGGCGACGGACGAAUUCCAACAUCUAUCUUUCUAAAGGAUGGAGUUAUCAUGGUAGCAGGCAUACUUAUGCUUGUGUUUGGCACUUACACUUCCAUAGCACGUAUCAUCGAACGAUACGAACAUGGACAAAACUAGUCAUCGAAACGGCGUCUAGGCUCGAUUUCCACCGUUUACUCGGGUCCGAUCUUUGACCCUCCCGACAAGGGAGGGGAGGGGGGGGGGGAAACGGGGCAGAGGUGAGCGCAGGCUUAUUUCUCGAGCAGCGGCAUGUAAUCGAGCCUAAUCGUCAAUGGGUAACAAAUUCGGAGGCUAACUUCUUAAAAACAGCUGUGCGGGUUAUACUUCGAUUAUUUCGUAAGUAUUGAUAUGAAGCUAAGACUGCAUGUAUGGACAUGGCCUAUAUUAAGGGUUCUUGUCUCUGCAUUACGGAAAGCAUGAUAGAUGGCUCACGGAGGAUUAAUCGUCGAUCGUCACCCAUUUCAGUUUUGGCAGUGUAUGAAAGGAAAACGUGGUGGUGGUCUGUCACGCCCGACAAGAGUGGGGAGGGGAUGACUUAAUAACCUCUUGGCCCAGGUUUAAACAGCGGUGCACAUAAUUUCAAUUCAUGGGAUACGUGGAAGAAGUGCCCACACUUUAAAACAGUGUGAGAUUGGAAACGGAGAUGUCGAUCGUAAUGUUAAAAAAAAUUGAAUUUAGGAAAAAAUAAAGAUAGAGAACUGUGA
This is a messenger RNA of Stylophora pistillata, 2182 nucleotides long. RefSeq names its product proton-coupled amino acid transporter 1. Gene Ontology annotation, cellular component: vacuolar membrane. The record is from RefSeq and is a predicted model, not a curated record. Gene Ontology annotation, molecular function: L-amino acid transmembrane transporter activity. NCBI's taxonomy places the organism in Eukaryota, Metazoa, Cnidaria, Anthozoa, Scleractinia, Pocilloporidae. Gene Ontology annotation, biological process: amino acid transmembrane transport.